Molecule: messenger RNA, 474 nt
Organism: Pungitius pungitius (ninespine stickleback)
Lineage: Eukaryota; Metazoa; Chordata; Actinopteri; Perciformes; Gasterosteidae
Gene: defbl2
Product: defensin, beta-like 2
Exons: 3
Coding region: 25-216 (63 amino acids)
Source: RefSeq, a predicted model, not a curated record
GUGAAAGCUUAUUGGUACCCAAACAUGAAGGGACUGAGCUUGGUUCUCCUUGUGCUUCUCCUGAUGCUCGCAGUCGGGGAGGGGUAUGAUCCAGAAAUGCAGUACUGGACUUGUGGGUACAGAGGACUCUGCAGACGGUUCUGCUAUGCUCAGGAGUACAUCGUUGGUCAUCACGGUUGCCCUCGACGAUACAGGUGCUGUGCCAUGCGCUUUUAGCGCCCGCUUCCACCAGCACGGGGCCCGACGUCUUCGCCGCAGCCCGAAGUUGAAAUCCUGGUAAUUCUUCUGGAAAAAACCUUGUUGACAACUUUACUCUUGAAUGAACCCUCGUGGACUUCUCUGGAAUCUGACUAUGAGUGCUUUUGGGUGGACUUUAUUUAGUUAGGUGUCGUCAGAUUAGGCCCACAGCUCUGCUGCGUGGCCAGAAACGAAGCUAACGGACUAAACCCGUGUCUCACGUUCAAUACCACCAGU